AUGGCACAAUGCCACACGCAGCGGGUGGUAGCAGAUAGGCUACAGCGAUCAUUGCACACGAUAAGCGUUUACGUUAAUCGGACAGCUAAAGCGUUGUGCAGGCUAGGGAAAACUAUUAUACGUCCAGCUGCGAUGGAGUUGCCUCAUCCAUACGUUGCCCGAAAUGGCCGUUACUAUCCAUGGUUCGCGAAAUGCAUUGGAGCGAUUGACGGAACACACGUUAAAGCGUGUGUUCAAGGUGAGAACAUUGUGCCCUACAGAAGCAGGAAGUCCAUAAUAACACAGAAUGUCAUGUGCGUCGUUGACUUCGACCUUUGCUUCACAUACGUUUAUGCUGGAUGGGAGGGCAGCACUCAUGACUCGCGGAUUUUUCAGGAGUGUAUCGAGGAUCCCACCGCUCUUUUCCCCAUGCCGGUCGAAGAUUACUUUUACUUGGUUGACUCAGCUUACGGAUGCUACAAGGGAUUUUUACCCCCACAUCGCAAUGAGCGAUACCAUUUGCAAGAUUUCCGCAAUGGUCGACCUCGUCCGAAGAAUGCAGUAGAAUUGUUUAAUUAUAGGCAUUCCUCAUUACGAUCAGCUGUGGAAAGAACGUUUGGAGUAUGGAAAGCCCGAUUUCCUAUCUUCGACAAUAUGCAUCCAUACCCGAUUGAGAAUCAACGACUAUUUGUGGUCGCAUGCUGCGCGGUACACAACUUCAUUCGCAAAGACUGCGGUGCUGAUGAUCCACUAUUUCGUGCGGCCCUAAUGACACAUUACGGCCAAGAUUGGAUAGACGUCGCGCAAUUGCCUACCGUGACACCCGUUCCGUACAUUGCGCAUGGACAACCACCAAACCGAACCCGCGAAAGCAAGGAAAUGAUGAUUAUAGUCCGAGAGGCAAUGACAUCUCACAUGUGGACAACCGCGAAUGAAGAGUAA
Messenger RNA from Corylus avellana, 921 nucleotides. The record is from RefSeq and is a predicted model, not a curated record. Lineage: Eukaryota; Viridiplantae; Streptophyta; Magnoliopsida; Fagales; Betulaceae.